AUUAUGGACAGUGAUUGAGAAGAGGAUGCACAAAAAGAGAAUUAAAUUAGUUUGUUGGAUGAAUUUGAAAUGAAAAUGGGUGAUAGAGAAGCAGAAUGCGAGGGUGGUGGCUCCACUCCCAAUCCAAAAAGCGGAGAAACCCCAGUCUCAGACGCCGUCGCUUUCAACAAUCAGAGUGAAAUACUGAGAGCGAUUGAGGUUGUGGAGCGAGAUUCGUUGGCCAUCGCUCAGAGUUACACUUCUCUCUUCGCCUCUCUCCGAUUGGCACUCUCCGAAUCCACCACCACUUCGCUCCAUCACGUACACUGCUUCACCGACGCCACCGGUCGCCUUCAGGAAUCUGUGCUUGAUGCAGCAACCAAGGGGAAUCGCUAUAUAAAUUCCUGUCUCAGAUUGAAUGAGGAGAUGAAGAGUGUUGAUGAUCUCGCCUCUCAAUUAAAAAUCUUAAGAAAGCAUGUAGAUGCUCUGGACUCGGCUGUUAACAAGAUUCUUCAAGUCCCCUGACACCUGGUGAUUCAGUCCUGUACAAGUUAAUAUAGGGGGUAGAGAAAUGGUGAAGUUUCCCCUCCCCCCCAGUAAACACAAGGGAUAAAGAGUUUUCAGAUCGUUCCCUGUGUCACAUUGUGUAUAUCACAAGAUUUUUCUAGUGGACAGUAUGGUUGAAGUUUUAGAUGUUAAUGAUUUUAUGUCCGUGCCUUUGUCAUGAGCGUUGGUGUUGUUAACAGUUGUUUGGAUACAGAACUCUAGGAAUAAAAGUAUUUACAGACUAGAGUAGCAUAUUUUGAUGCUUUAUUUGGUUCUGAAAUGGGUUGUAUUAACAUUAUAUGCUUCUUGUUGAGAAAGCCUAUGCCCAUCCAUCUUGCGGAAAGAUGGGGUGAGAUAUUUUUUGUGU
This is a messenger RNA of Cajanus cajan (pigeon pea), 892 nucleotides long. RefSeq lists its product as uncharacterized. NCBI's taxonomy places the organism in Eukaryota, Viridiplantae, Streptophyta, Magnoliopsida, Fabales, Fabaceae. The record is from RefSeq and is a predicted model, not a curated record.